AUGACUACUCUGUACAGCCUUUCGUCCGAUUUAGAUGAUUCAUUUACUCUCGCCAAAAGAAUUGGCUCCGCCCCCACCAGCACGAAGUCCGAUGGUGUCUCCCCCUUCUACACCAUCCCGAUCAUCCAAGAUGAUUCUACGGGCGCCGUCGUCUCCGACUCUGUCGCUAUAGCCGCCUAUCUGGACAAGACAUACCCCUCCUUCGGGCCUAUACUCAUCCUCCCUGGGACUAUGCCCCUCCAGCUCGCCUUCUCCGACGCAGUAAUCGGCAUUUUUGCUCCUUUUCGGCCAUUCUUCGCCUGGGGAAUAACGAGAAGAACGAACGACGCGACGGCGUUAUAUUACUUGAAAAACGAGGCUAAGCGGAGCUCUCAGCACGGAGGUGCCGAAGGGGGAGGAGCGAGAGAAGCUACGGGCAAGCGCGAAGGAGAAUUUUGGGAAAAUGAACAAGUGGAACCGUGCUUCGCGGACACGGUGAUUUGCGCGUUUUUGCGGUUCACGAGGAGAAUGGUCGGGGAGGAGAGUGAGGAGUGGAAAGAUAUCGUCACUUGGAAUGACGGUAGGUGGGGAAGGUAUCUCCAUCGAACCGCGAACUCAGAUGAAACGCGUUUAGCCAUUCAGAUUACUAUCCAUUGGUGGCUAAAUGGUAUCCAGAGUUGUUUAUUUGCGCUUGUGGCAAAUGACCUCAGUUCGAAUCUGACAGGGUACAUCACAAGUUGGGAUAUGGAUACUUUUUACCAGAAGAUUCAAAAAUCUGACAGAAGACUUGAGAUCUGGAGUCUGGACGUUCGUUUUCACACUGCCGAGACCAAGCAUCUCGGCCCUCAGGCUAUCAGUACACAGGACCCGGACCACACGACCCCCGCGUUGUGGUGUGCCAAGGUGAAGAUGGAACUGACAAAUACUGUUCUUAAGACCUAG
Desarmillaria tabescens is the source of this 921-nucleotide messenger RNA. RefSeq lists its product as uncharacterized. NCBI's taxonomy places the organism in Eukaryota, Fungi, Basidiomycota, Agaricomycetes, Agaricales, Physalacriaceae. The transcript has 7 exons. Bases 1 to 921 code for a protein of 306 amino acids. The record is from RefSeq and is a predicted model, not a curated record.